AGAAUUCAAAAGUGCCUUCAAAAAUAUUCAUCUUUAUUAUUUUAAUUUCUUUAAUAAAACAAUAAUAAUUACAAAUAAUGAAUAUUGUUUCAACUGGUCGAUCAACAAUACUAUCUGAAUUUCCAGAUUUACAAACAAAAUUCACAUAUCAACAUGCAAAUAAUGAGAAAACAGAUUUUUUAUUUAGCCAAAAACGCCUUUUACUUGAAGUGAAUGAAAAAUCUGGUUUAGAAUUUUUAAGAAUAAAAGAUUCCACAAAUCAAAAACCAGAUAUAACUCGAAUUAAGAAAAUUAAAAUUGAUAAUUUGGUUUGUAUUGCUUGUCCAAAGCAAGGCAACGAAGAAGUCGCUCUUGGAUUAUCCAAUGGUCAAAUCCAAUUGUUAAAUUAUAAAGAUACGGAGUUUGUUCAUAAAUUUCCAGCAGAUAAUUCUCGCAACAGCGUCAUAAGCUUGGACUACAAUGCCUCUGAUGAAUACAUAUCGUCUGUUUAUGAAAAUGGAAAAAUCAACAUUUAUGGAACAAAAACAAAAACCAAGUUGCAAACUUUAAACUUGGACCACAAUUCAACUUUAUGUCGCUUUCAUCCAACAAAACGCUUUCACCUAUCAAUUGCAUCCUACAAAGGAUCAGUUUAUAUUUACGACAUUCAAGCGAAAAGAACGAUAUUUACAUCACAAGAAUGCCAUGCAGCUCCGUGCAGAGACCUUUGUAUGUCGCCAGCUUUGCCCGAUGUACUCCUAAGUGUUGGCUAUGACUGUAUAAUAAAUGUCUUUGAUACGCGCAAAAAGUCUAAACCACAACAGAUUCAGUAUUGUCAUCCUUUAUCGACAGUUGCCCUAUCUGAAUGUGGCAAUUAUUUUUGUGUUGGAAAUUUAAAAGGUGAACUCAUAUCUUACGACAUGCGUAACACAAAGAACUACUUGGCCGCAAAGAUAGUUCACGACUGUCCAGUAACUAGAAUUGCAUUUGUUCCAAAUGAAGUUGAAAGUGGUACUAGUUUUACUACUACUGGAAAUCAAACGAACUUAGAUCCGACACAUUAUGAUGCUCGAAAGUCUUUGGCUAAUGCAGAGCUAAUGGCAAAAGGUAGACGGGAUUCAUUUUGUGAUUUCUUAGACUUUCAAGCGUAUCGUGGUAAUGAAAAAGUUUCAAGUCGUCUUACUACUCGACAACGCGAUAGCUUUGACUGGGACGCUUUGAAUAAAAAGACCCUUCAUGAAGACUUCCGGAUGAGCAUAGUUCCAUCCAUAAAUCAACCGAACUGCACAAAUUCAUCAGAAAGUCCAAAUCCAGGUAGCAGUUUUGAACAAUCACCUACAUCUGGCAAGGAAAAUCUUCCAAGUCCUUCUAGGUGCGAAAGUCUUCAAAUUCCCAGUUUGUUGCAUCGUCGAGAGGACUUGAGUGCUUUGCGAGAUCGCAGUAACACCGAUCAAAAGCUUAACAAAAUUCAAGAGGAAAAUGAAUUUGACAUUAUAUCGGGGAAUGGUUCUGCUGAGAAAGAUGGAGAAGUUAUGAAUAUCUCUCAAAAAGACAUCGAUGGUGGGUGUUUCCUCAAGCUGAAAGACGAUCAGAAAAGUACUCCCAACAAUUUUAAAACAGCUUCCUCAGAAGGUUUUAACAAACUCAUCAAUUCGAAGCCGCCACAAAACUUGGAUGUUCUGCAGGAAAUUCAAAAUAUUCGAAUUGAAAUGGAAGAACGCUUUACCCAGCUCGAGUCAGAAUUAAAGUUUAAUGCUGAAACUAAUAAGUGGCAUAUUUUUACACAAAACUGCAACUUGUGGAACAAACAGAUGAAUUGCUCGGAAGAAAUUAAAACUUCAUUGGGUAUUUUGUUGCAAACAGAUCCGUUUGUAAAUGAAUAUUUGCGUAUGAAGGAAGAAAAUCAAAUGUUGAAGAAUAAACUGCUUCAGUUGGGUCAGCAUAUUUAAUUUUUAAGAAGGAAUGAUACCAGCGGCAUUUGAAGAUUCACAGAAUUGUUCAAUUUUGUAUUUUUAUUUGAAAUAAAGAAAUUGUUAUUUAUUA
This is a messenger RNA of Episyrphus balteatus (marmalade hoverfly), 2022 nucleotides long. RefSeq lists its product as uncharacterized. Gene Ontology annotation, molecular function: gamma-tubulin binding. Gene Ontology annotation, biological process: mitotic cell cycle; microtubule nucleation. Gene Ontology annotation, cellular component: ciliary basal body; pericentriolar material; centriole. The transcript has 4 exons. Lineage: Eukaryota; Metazoa; Arthropoda; Insecta; Diptera; Syrphidae. The record is from RefSeq and is a predicted model, not a curated record. Bases 78 to 1928 code for a protein of 616 amino acids.